CAGCUCAGUAUGCGCCUGACAAUUGAGGGAGGUGGACGUGCCUGAUUUUGCUGCAGGCGCUCUCAUUUAUGACCACAUGGAUGAAAUAUCAAAUAUCCCGUCGACUACAUUUUAUGGCAGACAGAUUGACAGGCUACGUGCAAGAGAUCAAGAAUAUGCGCAAGAAAUCAACCUAGAAAAUGAAGAAAGUGAUGUGGAACCUGAAGAAGAGGAGGUAGAUGACCCUGUCAUGCCCACAAAUCUACUCACUGAUACAGUACAAACUGAAGAUAUUCAUGCUGAAAGGGCUACCUUUGAUGCAGAAGCAUACCUGCCACUCUCAGAAGAUGAUACUGUUGUUUUGGAGGUUGCAGAAGCUACAGUGGAGAAUGAAGAGGCCCCACAAGUCACAGCCAGAAGAGCUCGAGCUAAUGCCAGAACAUCUACAUCAUGGGUGCCUUCUGAUCACAAUGAUGUUACAAAUAAUUACAGUUAUCUUGGCCCAGAUCAUGAGUAUGCUGAUGAUUUACGUCAACCCAUUGAAUAUGUAAGGCAAUUCCUUACAGAUGACCUCCUUGAUUUAUUUGUAACACAAUCAAACCUUUACCUAGUACAAAAAAACUCAAACAAGCCUCUCAAUGUGGAUCGUAAUGAGCUUGAACAAUGGAUUGGUUUGUGUAUCUACUUUUCCAUUAGCAAACUUCCUAAUGUUAGGAUGCAUUGGUCCCACCAUUUAGGUGAUAUGAGAGAUGUCACUUCAACAGUUAUGAGUCGUAACCGUUGGGAGCUUAUCAAGACUAACUUUCAUAUGGUGGACAACAGUACUGAGACCCAGAAUUCCAGAGAGAAUAAGGAUAGGCUUUUCAAGGUGCGGCCUAUGGUAGAUCACCUCAGGGAAAAAUUCCAUCAAAUACCAAUGGAGCAAGAGCUUUGCAUUGAUGAACAGAUGGUUCCUUUUAAAGGAAGAAGUUACCUGAAACAAUAUGUUCCUAGCAAGCCACACAAAUAUGGUUACAAAUUCUUUGUUUUGGCUGGCAAGGAUGGCAUGACACAUGAUUUUAUCCCAUAUACUGGAAAAAUCAAUCCUGUGAAUGAUCCUACAGUACCUGACCUAGGUCCAAGUUCAAAUGUAGUUCUGCAUUUAUGUCAAAUCAUACCAUCUGACUGUAAUCAUUACUUGUUUUUUGAUAACUGGUUCACAUCUCUACCUUUGCUCAGGCACUUAGCAACAAGAAAAAUUUGGUGUUGUGGUACAGUGCGUCAAGCACGCCUACCAGGCAUAAAGAAGGGAAAACAUGAUGAAAAGGAUCUUAUGAAAAAAGGGAGAGGUGCUUAUGAAGAACUAAAGUGUGAUAAUGAUGGAAUAGAGAUAACCUAUGUCAAAUGGUAUGACAACAAAAUAGUUAAUCUUGUGUCCACUUUUGCCAAAGCACUACCGCUAGGAAAGGUGUCAAGGUGGGAUAAAAAACUCUCCCAAAGGAUUGAAAUCAGUUGCCCAGAUAUCAUCAAAUGGUAUAACAAGUCAAUGGGAGGGGUGGAUCUGGCAGACUGUCUAAUUGCUCUGUACAGAAUCAACAUUGGAGCAAAAAAAUAUUACCACCGUUUGAUCUUUCACAUGAUUGACAUGGUGAUUGUCAACAGCUGGCUUCUCUAUAGAAGGGAUGCUCUCCACCUCAAGCUACCAAAGUCAGAGGUAAUUCCUCUGGCAUUUUUCAAAAUAAAAGUAGCAUUUUCCCUGAUAAAGGGAGGCAAAGAAUUAAAUCGCAAAAGAGGAAGACCAUCUCUUUCAGAUGCUACUGAUGCAGGACCCAAAGUGAAAAAAGCUGGUAGGCCUCAAGCAUUGCCUGAUCAUCCUAUCAGAUAUGACAGUGUUGGCCACUGGCCUGCUGUAGAGGAACAAAGAAGGAUGUGUAAGAGGAAAGGAUGCAGUGGAAAAACAAAUAUCACAUGCUCUAAAUGCAAAGUAAACCUUUGCCUGAAUGGAAAGCAAAACUGUUUUGUACAAUUUCAUACUCGUUAGAUAAUGCCUGUAUUAGGCGAUAAAGGGAAAUGGAACUUAUUAUUUUUUUUCAUAAUAAGAAUAUCCAUUAAUUUUUUCAGGGAAUUUCUAGUUCAGUUCUAGUCAAAGAAGUGAAAAUGUUAUUUUUUUACAAUGAAUUUCUA
Molecule: messenger RNA, 2142 nt
Organism: Eriocheir sinensis (Chinese mitten crab)
Lineage: Eukaryota; Metazoa; Arthropoda; Malacostraca; Decapoda; Varunidae
Product: piggyBac transposable element-derived protein 3-like
Exons: 3
Coding region: 77-1999 (640 amino acids)
Source: RefSeq, a predicted model, not a curated record